ACAAGCUCUCUCUCUCUCUCUCUCUCUCUCUCCCCUCUCUCUACAGUACCCUUUCCAUCUAUUCUCUGCUGUCAACCUUCGGCCACAUUGCCUUCUCUACUAGCCUGCAGGGCGAUUUCCUGGAGUUGUAGGAAUUUUAUUUGCUUGCAAAGUCACUACCAAAGUUUCAAGGAUGGGGGAAUUGUCAGGCAUCCAGUUGGGCGUUAUAGGCGCGUUGUUCCUUUCAGUAGCAUCAUCGGUGUCCAUUGUCAUCUGCAACAAGGCAUUGAUGAGUAAUCUUGGCUUCCCGUUUGCUACAACAUUGACUAGUUGGCAUCUGAUGGUAACAUAUUGCACUCUUCAUGUGGCGUAUCGCUUCAACUUCUUUGAGAACAAGCCGGUUGACAUGAAGACUGUGAUGCUUUUCGGAAUUCUGAAUGGGGUUUCCAUUGGUUUUCUCAACUUAAGCCUAGGGUUUAACUCCAUCGGCUUCUAUCAGAUGACCAAACUUGCUAUCAUACCUUUCACUGUACUAUUGGAAACUCUUUUCUUGAAUAAGCAAUUCAGCCAGAAGAUAAAGUUCUCUCUCUUCCUCUUACUCAUUGGAGUUGGCAUUGCCUCUAUAACAGAUUUGCAGCUAAAUUUAGUCGGGACGAUUCUUUCUCUUCUAGCUAUUGCAACAACCUGUGUUGGUCAAAUUCUUACGAAUACGAUACAAAAGAGGCUCAAUGUUUCUUCUACUCAGCUGCUCUACCAGUCAGCCCCAUUUCAAGCAGCUAUUCUUUUUGUCUCGGGCCCUAUAGUGGAUCAGUGCCUUACCAAGCAAAAUGUCUUUGCUUACAAAUAUUCUCCCAUUGUCUUGGGAUUCAUCAUCCUUUCGUGCUUGAUUGCCGUUUCUGUCAACUUCAGCACCUUUCUAGUUAUUGGGAAGACAUCGCCGGUUACAUAUCAAGUGCUUGGCCAUCUAAAGACAUGCCUUGUACUUGGAUUCGGCUAUACACUACUUCACGAUCCUUUCACAGAGAGGAACAUCAUUGGAAUAUUAAUUGCCAUUCUCGGGAUGGUCUUGUAUUCAUAUUUUUGCACACGUGAGAAUAAAAAGAAACAAUCCGGAGAGAUCCCACCGGGGUCUCAGAUUAAGGAACCCGCACCGCUUCUGGUGGGGAAGAACAUAGAUAAAGAAAGUCACGAGGUUAAGAAGUCCACCAAAGAUUCUCUUGUUUAAGUGGGUAGCUAGCUAGGUUUGUGAUAAAGAUUUCAUGUGAUAAGAUCUUUGUUUCAGAAAUUUGGUGAGUGUAAAUGAGUCUCAUUCUUUACAAUAAAGGCAAAAUCUAUUGAUUCAAUUGGCCUUUUCUUCACCCUCUUGGCUUUGUAUACUGAGGUAAUGCUAGUUAAAAUUUUAAUUCCCUUCCUAACUAUAAUAGUUUGGAGAUGAGGGAGUGAAGUACAUGAGAGCCUUGGUAAUGCAGAACAGAAUAAAAUGUGGAGAUCAGAUGAUCGAAAUAGAGCUCCUUCAUUUUCAUGGUUGUGAUUAUGCAUUGUC
Molecule: messenger RNA, 1522 nt
Organism: Cornus florida
Lineage: Eukaryota; Viridiplantae; Streptophyta; Magnoliopsida; Cornales; Cornaceae
Product: UDP-xylose transporter 1
Exons: 8
Coding region: 173-1204 (343 amino acids)
Cellular component (GO): Golgi apparatus
Molecular function (GO): antiporter activity; UDP-xylose transmembrane transporter activity
Source: RefSeq, a predicted model, not a curated record